AUGUCCGAGCACGUCGUGCUAAAACUGAGCCACGCCGGAGAAACGCACCGCACGACCGUCGCGCUCCACAAAACCGACCGCUACGAGCAAUUGAGCUACGACCUUGUCGUGGCCAAAGUGUGCGAGACGUUCGCCAAGCUCCCUGGUCAAUGGACGCUCGUGUACCGUGACGACGAGGGCGACGUGAUCACCGUGUCGCACGCACUCGAGUUCGACGACGCGUGCCACGUGCUCCUCCGGCUCUCGAGCAAUAGCAAUGGUAUCAAUAGCAACCGGAAGCUCCGUAGCGUCCACUUUUACGUGCUCUCGCGCGUGUCUUUUCGAGAGAAACUAGUCGCUCCUGUACUGCAAAAAGUCAUGGCCCUUGCUCAAUUGGCGCGGGAAGCUGCGACACUCGUGCGCACGCGCGAGAUCCUGGACAAGGGCCGCGAGUCCUUUUUCCGCUUUGCUGGCGGCGCAGUCUCUCAGGCUGGGGCCGCUAUGAGCCACAUUUGCAGCAGCGACGUGCUCGUCCGAGGCCGUGAGUCGCUCGGCCACUCGGCUGCACACACGCGGACGCUGCUCUUGUCUGCACGCAGUGGCGUGAGCACGCGGUUGCAACGCGCGGGCUCGGCUGUGGCUGCGGGCAUUGAGCGCCGUCGAUCGGCCAGUGGGUCGAGUUUCGAUGGCGACUUUAUGGUGGACGAUACGAAGCGAGGCGUGUCGCCUGUUGAAGCUUCCGCUUCAGCUGCUGCUCCGGCUUCAAUGUCACUGUUACCGAGGGAAGUAACAGUGACAGUCGAUUUGCGACACUCGAGUGUCUUGGCGUCGGUUGAGGAUCGAACAGCUGGGAAUGGGGAAGUGAGGGACGAGGACGAAGAGACGUCUCGGAGUGAAGUAGAGGCGGACGCAGAAGUAGCAGCAGCACAGGAAAGUGAGACGGCGUACGAAUCGGACGCUGAUACGCUGUGCGACGAGGAGGAGGAUCGCGAGUGGGACAUUGUUGACGACUCGAGAGGUAACACAGCGAGCGAAGCUGUUGCCGGGAUCGAGGGGAAUUGGACCCGAGAGCUUCAUGUGCUGCAGAGUGUUCUCGUGGAAUUGGACCACGACCGCUGUUGUGACUUGCUGAGUCAGUACAACGGCGAUGUAGAGGCGGUGCUGGUGAAGCUCACAAAUGUGUAA
Molecule: messenger RNA, 1164 nt
Organism: Peronospora matthiolae
Lineage: Eukaryota; Oomycota; Peronosporomycetes; Peronosporales; Peronosporaceae
Source: the annotation of a GenBank genome assembly